AUGGCACAGUGCGUGACGCUUCUGCUCGUGGUGAUCCUGGUCGCUGGUCCGGCCAUGCUGCCCGUUUGUCUAAUGCCCCUUUCUUGGAAACAGCUCGGACAAGAUGUGAUCGGAGCGUACUUGCGGUGUCGGAAUGAGUUCGAUAUCGAGGCGACGGUAUUCGAUGCGGUCCGGGCCGGUGACUUCUCCGUUCGCAGCCCGCUGGUUGAGUGUUUUGGCGAGUGUUUGGUGAAGCGGGCCGGCUUCAUGAACGACGAUUUCACCUUCAACCGGGACACGAUCAUGCGCUUCACCAAUCGGUUCGUCUCGAAGGAAAGCUCGGAGGAGGUGUUUAACCGAUGUACGGGCAACGUGGUGCCGACGGUCUGUUCCACCGCGUUCGAAGUGUACCAGUGUAUCUACGAGCACGUCAACCAGAAGUGGAACGAAGGCAAGUAA
Molecule: messenger RNA, 438 nt
Organism: Anopheles aquasalis
Lineage: Eukaryota; Metazoa; Arthropoda; Insecta; Diptera; Culicidae
Product: general odorant-binding protein 56d-like
Biological process (GO): sensory perception of smell
Molecular function (GO): odorant binding
Source: RefSeq, a predicted model, not a curated record